AGGUUGCGUUCCGGAGCCUCUUGGGGGUCAGGAGGGCGGGUCGGGGCACCGGGAAGGGGUUCGGCUGCGGCUGGGAUGGGAAUAGUCCGCUUGCAGGGAGCCGCCACUCCUCACCGCUGAGGCCUCGGGGCCGCUGUCCAGAUUGCCCGUGAGCAAAGUCGGCCGGGGAGCGGGGCUCCCGUUCGGACACCAUGUGGGCCUUCCCGGAGUUGCCCAUGCCGCCGCCUCUGAUGGUGAAUUUGCUCGGCUCUCUGCUGGGAUUUGUGGCCACGGUCACCCUCAUCCCCGCCUUCCGUGAACACUUUAUCGCUGCGCGCCUCUGUGGCCAGGACCUCAACAAACCCAUCCGGCGGGAAAUCCCAGAGUCUCAGGGAGUGAUCAGCGGAGCUGUUUUCCUUAUCAUCCUCUUCUGCUUCAUCCCUUUCCCCUUCCUGAACUGCUUUGUGGAGGAGCAGUGUAAAGCAUUUCCCCACCAUGAAUUUGUGGCCCUGAUAGGUGCUCUCCUUGCCAUCUGCUGCAUGAUCUUCUUGGGCUUCGCGGAUGAUGUAUUGAAUCUGCGCUGGCGCCACAAGCUGCUGCUGCCCACAGCAGCCUCACUACCUCUCCUCAUGGUGUAUUUCACCAACUUUGGCAACACGACCAUUGUGGUACCCAAGCCUUUACGUCCACUUCUUGGCCUGCACCUGGACUUGGGGAUCUUGUACUAUGUCUACAUGGGGCUGCUUGCAGUGUUCUGCACGAAUGCCAUCAAUAUCUUAGCAGGAAUUAAUGGCCUAGAGGCUGGCCAGUCAUUGGUCAUUUCUGCUUCUAUCAUUAUCUUCAACCUGGUGGAGCUGGAAGGUGAUUAUCGAGAUGAUCAUGUCUUUUCUCUCUACUUCAUGAUCCCCUUUUUUUUCACCACCUUGGGAUUGCUCUACCAUAACUGGUACCCGUCACGGGUGUUUGUGGGAGAUACCUUCUGUUACUUCGCUGGCAUGACUUUUGCCGUGGUGGGCAUCUUGGGACACUUCAGCAAGACCAUGCUACUGUUCUUCAUGCCACAGGUGUUCAACUUCCUCUAUUCACUGCCUCAGCUCCUGCGCAUCAUUCCCUGCCCUCGCCACCGUAUGCCCAGACUCAAUACCAAGACAGGCAAACUGGAGAUGAGCUAUUCCAAGUUCAAGACCAAGAGCCUCUCUUUCUUGGGCACCUUUGUAUUAAAGGUAGCAGAGAACCUCCAGCUAGUCACAGUGCGACACAGUGAGGAUGAGGAUGGUGCUUUCACUGAGUGUAACAACUUGACUCUCAUCAACUUGCUACUUAAAGUCUUUGGGCCCAUCCAUGAGAGAAACCUCACGUUGCUCCUGUUGCUGCUUCAGAUCCUGGGCAGCGCUGUCACCUUCUCCAUUCGAUACCAGCUUGUCAGACUCUUCUAUGAUGUCUGAAUUCCCUUUUGCCUCACAAGUCUCCAGGGAGCCUGACAUAGGCCAACCUCUGUCUGGUCUAAGACUGAUGACUCCUGGCCCAGACUCUCCCAUUCUUUAUUCUCCUCGAGAUUUUGCUCUCAUCAAUGACAUCCUGGACCUUUCAGGCCUCCUAAUGAUGAUUAGAUUUUGCCUGUGGCUUUCCUCAACUUGCUACUUUCUCUCCAUUCCAUCUUUGCAGGCUCCUAAGGUGGGACACAGCAGCUUUUCUGCAGAUAUCUGUAACUCAACUUCCAAAUUCCUGACUUGAGGUAUAUGCUGAGCCUUGACAUAGAACCUGGACUAGGGCUAGGACCAUAGACAACUUUAUAUUUGACUAUAAAUUAUGUGUUUGAUUAGAGCAGAUGCAGGGCCCAGUGCUCCCAAAAGUGACAAUAAAGUAUUACCUUUUUCUUGUU
Molecule: messenger RNA, 1861 nt
Organism: Dipodomys spectabilis (banner-tailed kangaroo rat)
Lineage: Eukaryota; Metazoa; Chordata; Mammalia; Rodentia; Heteromyidae
Gene: Dpagt1
Product: dolichyl-phosphate N-acetylglucosaminephosphotransferase 1
Exons: 9
Coding region: 192-1424 (410 amino acids)
Biological process (GO): dolichol-linked oligosaccharide biosynthetic process; protein N-linked glycosylation
Cellular component (GO): membrane
Molecular function (GO): UDP-N-acetylglucosamine-dolichyl-phosphate N-acetylglucosaminephosphotransferase activity
Source: RefSeq, a predicted model, not a curated record